Molecule: messenger RNA, 2547 nt
Organism: Penaeus monodon (black tiger shrimp)
Lineage: Eukaryota; Metazoa; Arthropoda; Malacostraca; Decapoda; Penaeidae
Product: RCC1 and BTB domain-containing protein 1-like
Molecular function (GO): protein binding
Source: RefSeq, a predicted model, not a curated record
CAACACGAGGAUCAACAACUCCCCCAACUUACCAUGAUCAGCUGCUGUUCCCUUGCUGCUCCUCGCCUGCCGUCCCCCUGCUGUUUCCGCCGCCGCCGCCGCUAAAAGAGAUCUCCCUUCCGCCGAAAUGGAGCUGGACAAGUGGCCCAUUUUCAGCCUCCUGAAGCCGGAGUUCAUUGAGAAGAUGAGGAUGGCCUGUGUCUUCGGCAGCCUAGGCAACGAAGCCGUCAUAGUAACCAAAGACGAUGAUGUUUAUGCCCUUGGGUUCAACGGCUCAGGAUGUCUUGGGGUCGGAGAUCAGAACAGCACCAUGGAACCCCGUAAGAUUGAACCCCUUUGCCAGAAAAAAGUCAAAGAUUGUUUGUGGCUACUCACACACACUUGCCCUGAGUGAUGAGGGUAGCCUUUGGGCAUGGGGUGCCAAUGGUUAUGGCCAACUGGGCACGGGUAACAAGGCCAACCAGUGCGCACCUGUCAGAGUAGCACAGGAUAUUGGACGUAUAGUGGAUAUUGCAUCAACACAUUACUGUCACUUGUCAGCUGCCAUGACUCAAAAUUCCAAAGUAUACCUCUGGGGACACUGCAAAGGCCAGAGUGUAGUUGGCCCUCUGGAAACAGGUUUUAGUAGUCUCCAUGAGGUGUUUGCACUCUGGGCGUCUCCAAGUGUGACCUAUGAACCUCUCAACGUAACCUCUUUCACCCGCUCAUCUCUAGCACAAGCAAUGGCUCUAGCACUGGACGAUGAGGAAACCGCAGAUGUAGUCUUUGUGGUGGAUGACCGAAGGAUAAGAUCCCAUCGAGCUGUGCUGAAAAUUAGGUGUCAGUAUUUCCGCAACAUGUUCCAAGAGCACUGGAAAGAAAAUAGCCUAGAAGAAGUUGAAGUGAAAGACUACUCAUUUGUAGUGUUUCGAGCCUUUUUGCAGUACAUCUAUACAGACACAGUCAACGUUUCACCAGAAGAUGCAAUAGGUUUAUUAGACUUAGCAAACGCAUACUGUGAAGAAGCCCUAAAGCGACACUGCGAGAGAAUAAUUCGCCAUGGCAUUACCACAGAGAAUGCUGCCAUGCUUUAUGCUGUUGCCAUUAAAUAUGAAGCGACGGAGUUGGAGGAGUUUUGCUUCCGCUUUGCCCUCAACCACAUGACAGAAGUUGCACAAACGGAAGCCUUCAUGGCCCUCGACGAAUUGACGGUGAAGAACUUCAUCCAGCGAGCAGCACAGCAUGGUGCAUUUAAGUACUGAUAUUCUAGCUACUUGUUGAUGAGAAUCUCACAACAACAACAGCAGCCGAGGCAUGGUCACCAUUCUUAACAUAACACAAGUUUAAGGGGCGGACAACGAGGGUCAGGAAUGCGAUGGUCAGGGGGGUGUUGAUGACGAUAAGCUUUCUUAUGGUAUGGGACAAAAUGGUAGGGAUAUUGGGACAUUUUUCUCAAAAACAAAGUACAAGAGUGAAAAUAUAUUAAAAGGUGCGUGAUAGUGAUAGGGCUUAUACUUAAAAAAAAGUGACUUGAAUCUCCUGCUUUGACAAAAUAAAAAAGUGUACAUGAAACUGUUGUACUUUUUGUACCAUGGGCUAAUAUUUAGUAGAUAGGGCAGAAAAAUGGUAUAGUUGAUCAAUGGGGGGAACAAUUUAUUUCGGAAUCCUGUAGCAUAUGAAAUCCUGGUCUCCAUGAGGGUAGAUGUGUUUCAGCCAAUAAAGUGUAUAAAUGUCUACUGAUUAGUAAAGUCUUUCACUUUUGAUUCACUUCUACCAAUUUAAGUUGCAUGGUUCACACACAAUUCUCAUUAUUCCCUCUCUCCAAUGAGGUUGUGCGUCAGUAAGGCAAUAUUCAUUAUUGGGUGAGGGUGGCCCAACAUAAAUUAUCAUACAAGAACCAUGUGGCAAUAGAUGACAGGUAUUUACAGCUCGUUAUUCUGUAGGGCACCAGAGUUAUUGGCUAUGGCCAUUUGUCUCGGUGUUCUAUUCAGAAGUAUUACAAUUCGGUGGUUUCUUAUGUGCUUUGUGUUUUGCCUUAUGGUUUAUGUUAUACAUGUUUUUGAUACCAAAGAUAAUGAAGUAAGAUAGGGAAUUUAAGUUUGUAUGUGUUUUGUUUUUGUUGGAGUAAAUGAGAAAUGUUUUUACAAGAUUUGAAAACUUUGAGUUUCUAGAUUUUGUAGAUUGUACUGAAAGUAUCUGGAUUAGUAUUUUUCGUUUCUCUUCAGUAUCAGGUGCAUACAAAGAACUAUGAAUAUGCAACCAAAAUAAAAAUGUUUACACUUCACACAAAAGAUGUAAUGAAUUUCUUUUCUAUCCCAGAGCAUUGAUUUAUGUAGGUGUUAUGAACUAGUCUUUUUAAAAGCAAGUCAUUUAUUUUCAGCUUCAUAGUUUUGUCAACUUAUUAUUUUAUCAGAUAUCUUGACGUGUUUUAGUCACUUUUUUUUAUCCCUGCCUCCCUAUAUACUUCCCUUCUGGUAUUAGCAAAAGUGAUAAGUAUUCUUUUCUUUGUAAAGACAUUUCUUGCCAUUUUAUUCCCACUUCCUUUCUAAUUAUAAUUUUUUUUAAUCA